AUGGAGAGUUACUGGGUUGCGUCCUCUGCUGCGCAAUGCUGAAGAUCUCCCUCCCUGACAGGCUACUGGCGGUCGAAAUUAUACCAGUACUGAAGAGCCGACGACAGGAAUUACCGAACUAUCCGGAGCUCCUGAAAGAGCUGGAGUCAUACCAGUUUAUUACUUACGUAGAUGAAUGCAUACGUGAAUGGAUUUUGAAGCUGGCAGCGCUGGAAAUUCACGAAGCUGGGGUGAGCUUCAAGGACAACCUAGUGGAAUACUCAAAUGAGAGGCAUAAACAUAUCGCCUUUCACACGCUGUUCCAGUGUAAGUAUGAUCGUCUCCUCAAAAUCAGCGGGAUACAAUCUCACCCUUGCCGAAUAGUUUUUUCGUUGGUGCGUUUCUAUCCCUAUGCAUCCUUACCUACGCAUGGAUCGGAACGGAAGUUCCUUGUUGAGCGCAUUACCCAACUGUUAUCCCUGUUGGAGCAUCGCACCGGUGAAGUGCGCUGGGCCUACAUUGAAGCGCAGGCAACGUCGACCCUGCAGAUCCAGGAAGUAACGGGGUCCCGCUCGUCGACGUAUCACGUGGAUGUUCUGGGUUGUUCUGCAGAGAACCAAUAUGAAGUUGUCUUUGUUGAGCAAUCGGGCGGGCCAACCAGUCGUGAUCAGACGCACUGCCUAGAUGACUCGGAAGAGUUGAUUAAUGAAGCGAUCAACGGGCUAAGGGCAAUAUUAUGCGAGAACUUGGACGCGCCCAUUAAGAGCGCCGGGAAGUUGCGAACGUAUUGUAUACAAGUCAUACGUGAUCGUGUCACACUACUAGCCGUUCAGAUAAUCGGGCCUAACAAAUACGCAAUUCUGGAGCUGAAGUCGGCUCGCUUCCCCAAUGACUGGGAACACCUGGAUCUUUUCAUCGACGUCCUUGAGCUCGCCUUUUGUCUUGUGGCGGAAAUGAAAAAACAAAAGCAAGCCCGCAAGACUCUUCGUCUCGAGAGCCGCAGCCAUUCUAUGAGUACUACGGAAACGCGAUGUCGCGAGUGGCUGACGCCGGUCCAUACGAGAGUAGAGAAGGAAUGACGCUGCUGGCUCAUGGAUCUUGCUUGAGGCAGAGUUUUGGGCAGUGGGUCAUCAGAAGAUUAGGGGUUGGAACUGGAAUAUGGAUGCAUGGAAAUGAGGGAGUGCGGGCGCUCCUUCCUCCCCGCUCGCGGCAUUUUGUUUUUGGGGGCACCCUGGCGUAUUGGGCUGCUUUAUUUUUGGGCCU
Messenger RNA from Fimicolochytrium jonesii, 1242 nucleotides. RefSeq lists its product as uncharacterized. Bases 36 to 1058 code for a protein of 340 amino acids. The record is from RefSeq and is a predicted model, not a curated record. The transcript is spliced from 3 exons. Lineage: Eukaryota; Fungi; Chytridiomycota; Chytridiomycetes; Spizellomycetales; Powellomycetaceae.